CGCACGCGCGUGGGGUAGCGAUGCCCGCGGGUGGAGGUUUAGGUGGCCUCCGCCGCCGCCGCAGGAGCGCGCCGCGGCGUGACGCCGACGCCGACGCCGACGCGCAGAGCAAGAUGCGGACCGAGAAGCAUGGGCGGCGCCGACGACGACGCCAUGACGUACGGCGUGUGAGCCCACAACGAUCGAACCUGUACUGUGACACGGCGGAUGGUGUACUCCCUAGUCCAUCCUUCCCCUAAAAAGUCAAGCUAGGAUAAGAUGAGAUGUUUCCUAACACAAUAAACCCGGACAAAAACUCGUACUCCCAGAUUCAUCUCAUAUUAUUAACCGGAAGGAGUAUAUCUAUUUUUUUUUCCUUUCACGCGUGAUGGCGUCGCAGGUCUUGUCCUCUUUGCCGUACUCCCUCGCCGUCACGCGCUUUGGCACUGCGCCGCCGCCACGGCGAGCCGCCGCGCGGGUCAGCCUCCGCCGCCAGCAAACGUCCCGCGACGGCGCCCUCCUCCUUCGCUCCCUGACGACGACGCGCUCGCGGUGCGCUCCGGCGGCAGAAGGAGGCGGCGGCGCCAAGGAGGCGGCGGAGGCAGCUGGCGACCCCGACGACGAGCUGUGGCCGUGGGACGAGUUCCCCGAGGACGCCGUGUUCGUGAAGGACGACUUCGCCACCGUCCAAGCCAAGUUCUCGUGCGAGUCGGGGGAGGCCGCGGCCGCGCUCAAGGACGCCGCCGCCGACGUGCUCCGCCCGUUGCUGGACAACUUCAACCAUCUCCGCUCCCUCAACACCGUCUUCGACACCGAGGAUUACCAUGUCGGCAUGCCCUUUGGUAUGCUCAUUGCAUGCAUUGGGUGUUAUAACCUCUUCAAGAUGAAUCCAACCACGUUCAUAGACGCGGCCCUCGGUUACACGUUCUACAGGCUCUGCAUCGUGUCGUCGCAGCUCCGGAGAAGAGGCUUUUCCAACGACCUCAUCAUCCGGGUUAAAUUUGUCGUCAUGUUGGUUAUGGCUAUCAAUGAUAUCAACAACUGCAUUUAUUGGCUUGAUGCUAUCAGGUGACAACUUAUUUAAUGCUAUGGACACUAUCCUAGUCAUUGGGUUGGAAAUGCCCUUAAGAAGUGUGUGAAGUAUCUUUUGGCCUCAGUUGCCCUCUUGGGUAAGUCAUGAAAAAGGAAGACGCGAGCUGCGCAAGCUGCUGCCCAAGUUUGAACUUGCACCUGUGUCUGAGAGGCUAUCAAAAUGGUAAUAAUUAAUACUUCAUCCGUUUCAUAUUAUAAGACUUUCUAGUAUUGUCCAUAUUUAUUAUAUGUAUAUUAAUGAAUCUAGACAUAUAUAUGUGCAUAUAUUUAUUAACAUUUAUAUGAAUAUAUGUAAUGCUAGAAAGUCUUAUAAUCUGAAAUGAAGGUGGUAGAUCGAUGUGUAUUCAUGGAUGGCCAGGCUAUACUACAUAAUUGGCUGAGGAAAUUUUGUUCUGCCCUACUUGGCACACUUUGAGAGAUGGUUAUUUGGUUAAUCAAUUACUUUGCGUUUCAGAA
Messenger RNA from Oryza sativa Japonica Group (Japanese rice), 1527 nucleotides. RefSeq lists its product as uncharacterized. Lineage: Eukaryota; Viridiplantae; Streptophyta; Magnoliopsida; Poales; Poaceae. The record is from RefSeq and is a predicted model, not a curated record.